CCGGUAAAGUUGGUUACGAUUUGCCGAGUGCUGCGCGUUCCACAAUUUGCUCAUUAUUUUUAAAGAUUUAAAACGCAAAUAAUGAAUAAAGUAGUGACGACAUUUCUACGAAGAGCGCCCCUCGGUCAGUGGUCACACAAUGUCCGAGGAUUUCACCUUCUCAGUAGGCUAUGCAGCUACCGAAGUGAUCUAGCGCUGGACACAAUCUAUCCGAACAGCAAUCUUCGUCUGUACACACCGCCAGCACCGCCGGUAGGAAAUGGUACUUUCAAUGGUUACGUACCCCUAGACAAGAUCAACAUAAGCUACAGCCGCAGCAGCGGUCCCGGUGGACAAAACGUAAACACAGUGAGCACAAAGGUUGAUGUACGGUUUCACCUAGAAACGGCCACUUGGCUCUCGGAAAACACUCGGAAACGUCUUGCACAAUUGGUAGGUCGACGUAUUACGAAGGAUGGCUUUCUGGUGAUCAGAAGCGAGUUAACACGCUCGCAGCAUGUCAAUACAGCCGAUGCACUGGAAAAGUUGCGUAACUUCAUUCGCCAAGCGGAGCAACCCAUUUCAACGGAGCCAUCGGUUGAAACAGUGGAAAUGCUGCGUCGGAGACAUGAGAAAGCAACGCGAGAGCGACUGGCGAUCAAACGGAAGCGAUCGGACACAAAAGCUCAGCGACAGACUCCACUUUUGUAGGAAGUCCGGAUCACUAGGAAUAUAGUUCGUUGGUCGUGAACGAUGGUCAAUAAUAAAAUAGGACGUAGCAAUAAUUUUCGGAUUUUUCACAAUCGAAAUGCGAUGUGAAGCGAACCAUGUAAACAGUUGA
Molecule: messenger RNA, 820 nt
Organism: Anopheles bellator
Lineage: Eukaryota; Metazoa; Arthropoda; Insecta; Diptera; Culicidae
Product: large ribosomal subunit protein mL62
Exons: 3
Coding region: 82-690 (202 amino acids)
Biological process (GO): mitochondrial translational termination
Cellular component (GO): mitochondrial large ribosomal subunit
Molecular function (GO): translation release factor activity
Source: RefSeq, a predicted model, not a curated record